Messenger RNA from Pocillopora meandrina, 2224 nucleotides. NCBI's taxonomy places the organism in Eukaryota, Metazoa, Cnidaria, Anthozoa, Scleractinia, Pocilloporidae. The record is from the annotation of a GenBank genome assembly.
AGCGCAUCUACUGCUGCCAGUGGCGACGAGGAGAAGAAAGAACAGAAGCUUAUAGAUGCCAUGUUUCUCUGUGACGAAUGGAAAUCUUCGAAAGGUAGAUUAUCAACUUUCAAUCGAGAAUUUGCUAUUAAUUUGGCAGAAACGACGGCUGGUAGCAUGAAAAUCCACUGCUAUGUCUCUAAUAGCGAUGAUCGGGACAGAGAAGACGCUGAACAAUUUGGUGUCAACUUAAUCAAAGCUCGAAGUGUUCCUGGUUCAGCCGACCCUCUCGAGUGCUUGAAGUUUCCACCCUCACAGCUCCCAAACCCACAUCUGGUAAUAGGCCAUGGAAGAAAGCUAGGUAGUCCUGCGUAUUCCCUUGCACAGAUUACAAAGUGUAAAUGGAUCCAAUUUGUUCACGUAUACUGUGAGGACCUUGGGAAAUAUAAAGAUCUGACACGGCUGCAGAAGAUACAAUCGAAGAGAACGAGAAGAAGCACAAGAUGGAAAUUGAUUUGUGUAAAGCAGCGGAUGCAGUUGUCGCCGUUGGCUCCCGUCUACAAAAGAAGUACAGCAGACGUCUGCUUAAUGUUGAAGUGAAGGUUAUCAAUCCUGGGAUCUUUGGAGAGUUUUCCAAUGAAUCAAAGUUGGCCGUAGACAGAUCAAUAGUAAAGAAAUUUAAUGUGUCUGUAUUUGGCCGAGCUGCCUUUGAGGAUCUUUCGCUGAAAGGCUAUGAUAUAAUUACAAAUGCCAUUGGUUCUCUUGGUAAGAACUUUGAAUUGACAUUUGUUGGCUCAUCUCCCGGUGAACAACGAAAAGUUGAGCAAUGGUUUCUUGACAACACGUGCAUCAACCGGAACCAACUAACCAUCCGUCGAUACUGCAGUGAACGAGAGGAACUCAAGGUGAUGUUCUAUCAGUCAGAUUUGGUUGCUCUGCCAUCCCGCACUGAAGGAUUUGGGCUUGUCGCCCUCGAAGCCAUUUCUGCUGGUGUCCCUGUUCUAGUCUCUGGUGAAUCUGGUAUAGCUGAGGCUUUGCAAAAAGUAGAAGGUGGAAACACUGUCAUUGUUGGAUCAGAUGAAGAUGAAAGUGAAUGGGCACGAAGGAUUAGAGAGAUGUAUGAAGAAAGCGCAGAAGAGAGGGAAGUCAAUGCUGUGAAGCUUCGCGAGAACUACAGGAAUGUGUACUCUUGGAAAGCAGAAUGUGAGAGGUUUAAAGGGCUGAUUGAGAAAGUAGUGGAAAAUGGUAUGUUCAAUGAUUUUAUCUUUGCUUAAAUUUUAGGUGCAGGUGAUAUUUCUUUAACCUACUGUAUUUGGAAAUAUAGAAACCUUGUGUAAAAGACUAAAUGCAGGUUCAUGUAGAUAGCACAGCCAGAUUGCAUGAUUUAUCUCUGCUUAUGUUUUGAUAUGAAUAAACCAGCUGUAAUAGUUCCCUUUCACUCACUAUUCACUUUUUUCCACUUUCUUGCGUCCUUGCAGAUAUGAAAUUUGUCAUGUUACAAAAUUUUGGUGUAUUGGGUACUAUUCAAUUGCAAGAUUGCUGUGUGAUUUCAGGUUUUGGGGGAAGGAACACUGGUGUAGCAGCUCUCUUAUAAUGAGGACCUGCAAGCAGACUAUCAUCCAAUAUGUUUGAAGUUUAAGGUGAUAUUAACGGUUUCAAGUGGAUUUGAAGGAAAAUUUUAAUUUAAACACUUUGCUCCAAAUCAACAGAUCAAAAAUUAAAAAUCAAGGUUGAUGUGGAACACAUGAAACUUGGAGAUCAUAAUGCUUACAGUACAGCUUCAGUUUCAGCACUGGAGCCAGCAGGAUAUCAGAAGGCAUCCACAGCUUCGGGCACAAAGAGAAAAAGACAAUCUGAUACAGAUUUAGAAGAUCUCCAACCACUCGAAAAGAGAGUCCUGUGCUUGGUUGCUAUUAAUUACCUUAAUACUACACCACCACAAAGUAUGGAUGAACGCAAUGAGUUUCUGGAAUUCUUAGAAAAAACUAGGACAUGUAUUACAGGUGUUUUUGUUGGAAGUUUGGUGAUAACAGUAAAGUGCGAUUCUCUCAAGAGCUUGGAGGAAUUAUGGAAAGAGUAUUCAUGUGGCCGUUUGGUUAAGAUGGUUCAAGAUUGUUUUGUGACUGAAAAGAUCUUGAAGGAUCUUAACCUGGCAGAACUGAAGCUGAAAACAACAAUGGACAUCGAAGAGUACAAUGCAUACAAACUGUACUUUCUUGAGAAGGAUGUACUCAGAGGUCAGUUG